Messenger RNA from Pleuronectes platessa (European plaice), 2759 nucleotides. RefSeq names its product WAS protein family homolog 1 (gene wash1). Bases 138 to 1565 code for a protein of 475 amino acids. NCBI's taxonomy places the organism in Eukaryota, Metazoa, Chordata, Actinopteri, Pleuronectiformes, Pleuronectidae. Gene Ontology annotation, biological process: Arp2/3 complex-mediated actin nucleation; retrograde transport, endosome to Golgi; endocytic recycling. Gene Ontology annotation, molecular function: alpha-tubulin binding; gamma-tubulin binding. Gene Ontology annotation, cellular component: WASH complex; recycling endosome; early endosome. The transcript is spliced from 11 exons. The record is from RefSeq and is a predicted model, not a curated record.
UGUCCCCAGGUUGCGGAAGUGACAGGACCGUUGUUUUGCUAAAUAAGUAGCUGGCUCUGCAUCACCGACACUUCUUCUUCUUCUUCUUCUUCUUCUUCUUCUAUUACAUCUAAACGGAGGACAAGUAAACUGUCCUCAUGGUCAGGAUGAACCAGAAGCACAGCCUGGAGGGCCAGGUGUACUCGGUGCCUCUCAUCCAGUCUGACCUGAGGAGAGAGGAGGCUGUCCAUCAGAUCACAGAUGCGUUACUCUACCUGGAUACCAUCUCUACGGAUAUUUUCAGACGGGUGUCAGAGAGUGUGGAGAAAAAUCGGCGGCAGCUGCAGAUCGUCACUGACCGGAUCAGACUCGCUCAGGCCCGAGUUGACAAGAUCAAAGGCAGUAAAAAAGCUACCAAGGUUUUCUCCAGUGCCAAGUACCCGGCCCCAGAUCGACUUCAGGACUACUCGUCUAUCUUUACUGGGGCUGCAGACCCGUCCUCACAGAGCCGUCCCCGGCAGAGGAUACAGAACAAACUUCGACCGUUUGACGAGAAAGCCUUGCAGGAGAAGUUAAUAUAUUUCCCUGUGUGCGUCGGCAAUAAGAAGAAGUCCGAGGACGAGACAGAGGAGGGACUGGGAAGUCUGCCUCGCAACAUCUCGUCUGUCAGCUCCCUGCUGCUCUUUAAUACCACAGAGAACCUAUACAAGAAGUAUGUGUUCCUCGAUCCUCUGGCGGGAGCAGUGACUAAAACCCACACAACACUAGAGACGGAGAAAGAAGAGAAACCUUUCGAUGCUCCGUUAUCCAUCACUAAGAGGGAACAACUAGACAGACAGACUGCAGAGAGUUAUUUUUAUGUGCCAGAUCUGGGCGAGGUGCCCGAGAUAGAUGUGCCAUCGUACUUACCCGACCUGCCAGGCAUAGCCGACGACCUGUCCUACAGCGCAGACCUAGGGCCCGGCUUCGCCCCGUCAGGACCCACACACAGCAUCCCUGAGCUGCCCUCUUUCACUGAAGAGAGCAACGCACUAGGCUCUCAGCUCCAGCCUCACGCUGUACCUCUGCCCCCACCUCCCCCUCCCCCUCCUCCUCCUCCCCCUGAGCCUGCCCUCCCUUCUGCUAGCCCUGCAGGAGCUCCCCCUCCUCCACCUCCUCCUCCCCCACCUCCUGUGGACAGCCUCAUAGACGUCUCCAGAGUGCCAAGCUCAGGUCCCACGCCUGUUGCUUCCAGCGAGGCGGUUCAGCCGGCAGACGGCCGCGCCAGCCUGCUGGAGUCCAUCCGUAACGCCGGGGGCAUCGGCAAGGCCAAGUUACGCAACGUCAAAGCGCGCAAGAUGGAAAAGAAGAAACAGAAGGAGCAAGAGCAAGCGGCGGGAGCAGCAUCGAGUGGUGGAGACUUUAUGUCUGAUCUCUUCAAUAAACUUGCCAUGAGAAGGAAAGGUAUAUCUGGUAAAGGUCCUGCAGGUGGAGAAUCGGGUGACGCUCCCCCUGGCACCGGUGGCGCAUUUGCUCGGAUGUCAGACGUCAUCCCGCCGCUUCCUGCCCCGCAUUCGGCAACAGAUGAUGACGACUGGGAAGCGUAAUGCCAUGGACAAUGGACACUUAAAAGCACUGAUGUACAAUGAGCAUUAAUUUUCCUCAUAAUGCCGGUGAUGAGUGCGUUGAAGUAGCUGAAUAAAAUAUUACUGAAACUCAGAUGAUAAAAUACUUUAUUUAUAUCAUAGACAAUGUAAAAACAUAUUUUUCAUGAAAUUAAACAGAAACAUUUGACUAACAUCAUUCCAUUAGAUAAGUCAUUUCUUUGCAUUAUAGAACAUUGACUGCUUUAAAUAUUAAUGCUUCUUCCAGGGUAAAUCAUUAACAUGGAUGCCUAAGCCACUGCUGUGCCUGGAAUCUGCAUCAGUGAUUAAUUUCAACAGAACUGAAAUUAAAAACUGUUGAGGAGGCGUUCUCAUUUCCAGCAUGUUCCAGACUGAUAAACCGGGAGUCAAACUGAUUAAUGUCCCUUACAGCAUAUGUCUGCAGUGUGCAUUCAAAUACUUGGGAUUCAUUAUCCUUUAAAUUUUUCAUGUUAUUGUUACCAGUGCAAAACAGAACAAUCUAAAAGGUAGAGUAAUGAAAAAAGAAAAACUGGCCUCGCUGGUUGAGUGUUGAACUCCAGCUGUCGGCACACACAGGUCUGAUGGGCACUUUUAUGUAAACAUUUAAGAACUGUAGCAAUCUUUUAACAAUGAACUUUGUACCAAGACCCUUUAAAUAUAUUUCUUUUUUUUUUUUUUAUCAGAUCACUUUCAUUUUCUUAUGUUACACUGAAUGUUUCUGAAGGUUCCUCCUCUUCCAGCUCUACGUCUUGAUGUUGCACCGUUAAGAAAACAGGAAGAUGCGAGCUGAGCCCUUCAGCAGCCACAUUACACCUGCUCCUGCUUUUUUUCCUGGAAGAACUAAACACAUAAUAUUUAGUGUAUAUAAGAACAUCACAACCAGGUGCUGUAGUGUCUCUGUACAGUGGUUUGAGUCUGAUUCUUACCUUUCGCAAGGCAGCAAUAGCAGGGCCAAAACUUUUGCAUGUGCUUGUGCGAUCUUUGAUCCACGUGGGGAGUUUAGAGAGUGUAGCGGCUCUGGAGUAACGUCUGUCACACAGCACAAUGGAGGAGUAGUCCCCACGAUGACGGAUAGCUCUUCCUUUGGACAGAGGGAGUCAUAUACAAAUGAACAACAAUUAUCUUACAAAGUAUGGAAUAAAUAUGUAUUCUUUCAUUAAAUGUCAAUGAUACUAA